CUCACGCUGCCGCACACGAUAUCUUAUUUUGCUGCCGCACACGAUAACUUAGUUUGGUUGCUUUGUGUUGCCAACAAGCACUGAAGAUGGCGGCGGAAAUCGUUGGGGGCACCAGUAGGCCAAGAACGAGAUCUGCCGCGGUUUCCAUCAAGCGGAUAGUCGCCUCUACCAGCUCUCAGGAAGUCGCCUCUACCAGCUCUCGCAAGAAAGCAAAGACUGCAUGGACUGAUCAACUCCAGCGAUUCGAAGACAUGACGCCAGAGCAACGGGCAGAAGCGCUUGGCAGCGAUAAAGGUUUUUGUGUUGCAGAAGACAUCUCGCUAGAGGACUUCCAUAAGAAGUGUGAUGAGAUCGAGAAAGGCGAAUCUGAGCAGGCUGGGAUUCGUUGGUGCUUUCGGAUGGAGUUCCGAAAGGGAAAGGCCUGGAUUUACGAGCUCCCUCAUGCAGCGCAUGACAGAGCUGCAGCGGAAGUGAUUAAGCGAAUAACCAUGGGGAUGGGUGCACAUGCAGAUGACGUUAUCAUGGCCAGCUCUCCCCGGUGCGAUGACAACAACGGCGUUAACUCAUUUGGACCAGAUGGUUCUGUUAGCGAAAAAUUUCAACGCCCAGGUCCGGGACAACCUGGUGCUGCAGAUGCCACGGGAAACCGUUUUCCCAACUUCAUUGUGGAAGUUGCUUACGAUGAAUCUGCACCUCAUGCCCGCAGAAAGGCUAUUGCUUGGUUAAAUGCAAGCAACAAUCCAAACUUUGCCGUCCAACAAGUGAUUGUAAUCAAGAUUGGACCCCCUCGUGUCACUCGUGGAAACUCCCGUCGAAUGGAGGCAUGGCGCUAUGAGCAAGCGGCCCCCCCUGCAGUGAAUGAUUACAACAAUUUUGCUCAGCAUUUUGACUUUGGAGUGCCCAUGAAUGGACCUGGACUCGGGGUCACAGCUGCCAAUCAGAUGGUUAUUCAAAUUCCAACUGCAAGCUUCUAUCAACCAGCCAAUGUUCCUGGUGGCAUGCAAGCAUCCAUUGAUGUGGAUUUGUUUUCCAUUCGAGAUGUAAUCGAACGGAGUACGUGACCAGCAUGGAGCGGACUACUAUCCAUGCAAGGACUAUCCAUGUGCCUCGGUGCAUCUUUUAAUGUUCUGUGAAGAAGUGGGGCCCUCCAUGAAAUUUUUUUAAGCUAGUACUAUAAAGGUUGAGCCCCCGCAGGGGGCUCUGAACCAUAAAGAUUGGGCCCCUUGGGGCCCAACCACCAAGCUAGCUAGCUUAGUAAUGGGAGAGGAACGCA
Molecule: messenger RNA, 1273 nt
Organism: Seminavis robusta
Lineage: Eukaryota; Bacillariophyta; Bacillariophyceae; Naviculales; Naviculaceae
Source: the annotation of a GenBank genome assembly